This is a messenger RNA of Neopelma chrysocephalum (saffron-crested tyrant-manakin), 1310 nucleotides long. Its product is annotated as tubulin monoglycylase TTLL3-like. The record is from RefSeq and is a predicted model, not a curated record. Gene Ontology annotation, molecular function: protein-glycine ligase activity, initiating. Gene Ontology annotation, biological process: cilium assembly; protein polyglycylation; cilium movement. The annotation marks the transcript as partial. The transcript has 4 exons. Lineage: Eukaryota; Metazoa; Chordata; Aves; Passeriformes; Pipridae. Gene Ontology annotation, cellular component: cilium.
AGGAGGGGGCAGGAGGCUGUGGGCACAGGGGGCUGUUUAUCCCCCCUUGAGGGCAGUAGAGCCACUGUGGGGGCUGGGGCUGUGACGUUACAGCACUGCUGGGGGUGGGGGGGAGCCACAUCCUGCACCUUGACAUCACACUAGAACUGGGGGCCACAUCCUGCACUCUGACAUCGCGGUGACACUGGGAUUUGGGGGCCACAGCCUGCAUAUCGAUAUCACAGUGGUGCUGGGGCUGAGGGGCCAAUCCUGCACUGGGCACCUGCUCCAGUCCCCAGCAGGACAGGGGACUAGAAUGACCUGCUUGGCACAGAGGAGGCAGAGCCACCCACAGCUUCCCUCGCCCUCAGGCUACCAUGGAACAAUGUAGCACAGAGAGCAGCACUGCAGGCACACAGCCCCCCAGCCAGGGGCAGCGCUGGAGCAGGGCACACCCCAGCAGUCCCCGGGCCCAGCAGGCUGGGGACAAGGGCACAGUGGGACGUCCUGGAGCUGUGCAGGGCACCCGGGGCACUGGUGCAAAGCCUGGCAGGUCAGACAAUGCCAUGUCAGGGGCCCCAGGCUCAGCCAGGCAGAGGCAGGCGGGGCAGUGCCCUCUCCCUCGCUCUGCCCCACCCCGUGCUGGGGACACGAGGCCAGUGAGCUCAGACAGGGCUGUGCUCACACGGCUGGCAUCAGCCACCACCACCAGCCAUCAGGAUGGCCGCCAGUGCUGGCUUGACCUUGAGCUCCUCAAGAAGGCCAAGCUGCAUGUGGAGACAGCCAUUAAGGAAAAGAAGAUCUUCAUGGUGCAGGGCCCCUACCCCAUCAUCCGCAGGCUGCUGCGGGCCCGGGGCUGGGUGGAGAGGAAGCCCCCCAGCGUGGGCAGACAGCUGGAGCAGCAUCGUGGCAACCAACACAAACAGUGGCUGGAGACAGAGGCAAGGGAGGAUGGUGAGGAGCAGGGGGAGGCAGUGCUGAACCCACUUGGUGGGGCACAGCCUGCCCUGGAGAUCACAGAGCUGCUGCACUCCCCAUGGCCACCCACUGAGGAGGAGGAGGAGAAGGAGGAAGAGCAGUGCGAUGAGGACCCCAGUGGCAUCCAUGACCUCAUGUCCUACCUGGUGCGGUACCGAGUGCCAAACUUCGUCUGGGCCAACUGCCUCAGUGCUGUUGACCCUCGGCUGCUGGAGCAGGACCAUGUGGUGAACCACUAUGCCCGAGUGGGUGCCUUCACCACCAAGGAGGGGCUGUGCCUCAGCCUGCAAAACCUGCCCUGGAUCGAGCAAGCAGACCCCAACACCUUCUUCCCACGGUGCUAUCGGCUGGGG